CCGGGAGCGAGAGGGAGAGGGACCACGGGGUUAACCUCGCUCUUCUGCGCGGGGCGGUUAUGAUGGUGUCAAGAGCAAUGGGCCACGAGGAAUGGAAGAAUGGCUACAUCAGCAGGGAGGUCAAACACCUACUCGAGAAGAAAGACCGACGCACCGGCGACACGGAGAAGUUCAUCGCUGACAUGGAGAAGUUCAUCGACAUGCGCGACGAUGCCCUCUACAACGGGACGGGUCUCUACAUGAACUUCGGUGGCAGGCUGCACGGGGGCGCUCGUCAGUACUCCCCGGACGAGAUGAAGGCGAGGGGGGACGAGAGAUGGCAGGAAUCGGUCAUGGAGGAGAAUCAGCUGGCCCAGGACAUGCGGAAGCUGUACGACGGCCUCACAAGGGGCAGGCCAUUCGAAAUGAAAAUCAAGAGGUCGAGCGAGCUGUCCAUCAAUGUUACCGUGCAGGCGGAGAUACCAGCAACGAGAAGAUACGAGACCCUCAUCUUGAGGGAGGAGAGGCACAUCGCGUUGUCGGGACACCCGGCAGACGGUUCUCCCCAGAUCAAGCGCAUGAUCGAAAUCGCGGACCCCCACAAGACGCUGGAAGAACUGGCCUACACGAGCGAGAUCGAGCUGUCUCAGAUGCUUCGUUUGGCACGGCACCUUGUGUUCUGGGGGUCCGGGCGGGUGAUCGACGCUCUCUGCGGCAGCAAUCGGUACCAGGUGACGAGAGAAGCUAUCAAGGCGACACUCCCUGGCUCUCCGGUGCUGGCAGAAUUUUCCGGGAAUUUUCCGAGGAGGGAUCUCAUGCGCGAACUGGACCGUUUCGGAGAGAUGGUGCCCCUCUCCACCAUCUUGGAGCAGAGCAAAAAGCACAAGCACAAGACCUUGAUAGCUGUGCUGAUGCUGUUUUUACGAAGGGACCUCCUGGUGCAGGUGCAUCGAUACGUCACUCUCGCCAUCCCAGAGCCGUCUUCUCGCUUCGUGGCGAGCGAGUCGGAAGACAGCGAUGACGAUGACCACUACAGCGACAGCGAUAGCCACGACGAUACUAGCUCGGUCGAAGAGGACGACAAUGUCGGCGGAAUAUUUUGCUCCGUCCGGCCGACUGCUGCGGGCACCAGCUCUGGUGCUAGUGUUGUGGUCGAACCUUCCGAUGGCGGCGCCGGGCGCGUGGGGCCUGGGUCCAAUUCCACGGGUCUCCGGCGAGAAGUUUCGCCUACAAGCGAUGCAAGGCAGGACCUUGGCAGGCAAGAGCGUGGUGGCGGGCGCGAUUGGGACGGUAUCGGUAGCGGGGCCCCUUCGGACACCGGUGCUGCUGCCGAGGGGGUAGGUGGUGCCCCUGCUGCUGGCGUCGGCCGCCAGGUUGCUUGCGUUUGCGGCGACGCUACAACUGCGGCUGCGGCUGCGGCUGCUGAGUACGGCGCCGCUGCCGCCGCAGCAGCAGCCGCAGCAGCCGCCGCCGGCGGCGCUAGCGCUGCUGGAAGCGUUUCUUACCCUUCGCCGGCAGAAAGAAGCGGCGGCGGCGGCGGCGGUGGCGGCAUCAUCUCCACCACCCCGUCUUCGUCCACGGCCGCUGCCGCGCCCGCAGAAAGGAGGGGUACUGGCGGCGCAUCCCAGCCCGCAGGGGGGCUUAUCACCGGGGUUCGCACGGCGGUAGGUGAGGUCGGAGGCGGCGGGGGCAGAGGGAGCGUCGGAGGGGCGUCCCACGGAUCGGUGGUCGGAUACGCGGUCGACGCGGCGGGCAACACCUUGGUGGAGGCGCCGAUGCUGGAGCCUUUCGAAGAAGAGUAUCUCUUGAGCAUUGACGACGGCUCAGAGGCUAGCAAGCUCAUGCGAAGGAUUGCUUCGCUGCUGCGGGGAAAACUUAGUAUGCGCGAGAUAGUCUGGCGCCUCGAGAUGACAAGCACCGCGUCCUUGGAGGUUGCCUUGGCCAAGCACGAACACAUCCUUUACGAGGUGUGGCGGCCCGCUCGAGACCCAGAUGCGGCGUGAUUUUACAUUCUCUUUUAUUUCUUUAUUGUUGGUCCUAUGUCGGUGCAGGUUGUCGGCUUGAGUAUGGAGGUCCUUGUCUUGGCAUAUUCUUUUUUUGUCGAUCGUUUUGUGGUGACGAGUAGGUUGGGAGCUGUGAUCGCCGCUGGACUAGAGAGAGAUACGUAACUGUGUUGAGAGUUGAGCUUGGACACGGUCUGAUGCGUUGGAUGCGCUUGGGGUGAAUUAAUGCUCACUGGCCGCGCGCUCUACUCCUUCGCUUUUCGCGACAAGUCGAAAGCAUUCGCUACCGAGGGAAGCUUGGGGUGUGCCUCGGGUACGUUAGGAACCUAUGUAGUUUUUAUUAUGCGAACAUGUUGGAUGGAGUAUGGAAUCGGGAGAAUUUCCGGGUUUACGGUUACGGUUACAUUUACGGUUUGGGACUACAUAACCCCUACCUCUCUUGUUUCAUGGACAAAGCUCUAUUUCUUCGUGUGGGCUCUCCCUCUGGUAGAAAGACCCGGCUUCGUGCCCCAUAUACCCUGCCCUGUCUUGAGCGAGGCAUGGAGGUGGCGAAAGUCAGGGACCAGGCUGGCGCUUACAACAGACUGCUGCAUGGAAUCCCUUUGAAAGUGGAUUGUACCUGGGGGUAGUCGAUAGCUGUACUAGAUGCGGGUUAGGUAGUCAAUCGGGGGGCGCGGGCGGCCCGAUAAGCAUGUGUGCUGAGGGUGUACCUUAAGCGUUGCAAAGUUUAAGCGCGGCGUUCCAAGCACCUGGUGGGAUAUGCAGUUCCAUUUCUAUAUGGCGUUGGGAUAUUUUCUCCAACACGUGUGGGUCUGGUAGUUUAAGGGAAGUGAGUACCCACUCGGCUCUUUGAGUACUCUAGAAAUUUAGGCGAAUUCCGCGCGACCCCCCCACUCCACGGAGGGAAAAUAAGUAUACAAUCCGUAGGGCCCCUGGUAUAUUUACCGUGGUGUUAGGACGCACGAAACUUGAGAACAAAAGUUCCGAACACCCGAGGUGUUUUUCUUUCGUGUACACGAUCGCCUGCUGUCUGUUCGCCUGUUUUGGUAGGGUUGGGGUCCUAGAGAUUUGGUCGGUGGGGCUUUCCCCCACCGCCUUGCAUCCCACCGCCGGGCAUAUGUCGGCGCCUUUAUGGCGCUGAUGGCCUUGUCUUCGGAAAAAUGGCGUAGUCCCGAGAGGGGUGUUGGAGGUCCAUCGGGGGCACGUGCCACCAAGGCUCGGUGCGCAGCGUUUGACUGGCUGGGUUGCUGUGCGUCGUGUGUGCCAUUGGUGCUUCCCUUUGCCCCCACCCCCUCAGCUUGCUCACCGUACGGUGUUGGCCUCUCUGAAUAGAGGAGCUUAGAUCCGGGGUCGCACACGGAAAGGCAUUCCUCUUGUGUGGAAAUAGUGUUUGAUUGUGUUUUACGUCUCUGAAGGCCGCGGGAUUUUCAACUUGCCCACACACGCGUUUGGGGGCUUCGACUAGGACCACCACAUCUGCGGAAGGAUCAAUCAACCACAUUUUGCACAGUGCUUUCUUUUUUCUUGACAGUU
Messenger RNA from Ectocarpus sp. CCAP 1310/34, 3515 nucleotides. The record is from the annotation of a GenBank genome assembly. Lineage: Eukaryota; Phaeophyceae; Ectocarpales; Ectocarpaceae.